GGUGGGAAAGUAAGGGGUGGGAGGGAGAGAGAGAGAGAGAGGGACUCCAUACAUUUGUGCAGUUUUGUAACGUAAUGAGUGUAUUGCAUUUGAAGGGAAUGAUAAUGCAUGAAGAACGAUGAUUGGCAUCAAAUUGCAUACCAUAGGACCGAGAAGGUUACAUUGUUGCGGGUAUUAAGGAGGAUGGAUAAAGCUAGUAAAGCUUUGCGAAGGAGCAGUGUUUGUAUAAAAUCAAUGGGAAUGGGCCAUCGUGAUCUGAAUAUGGUAAUCUCAGAGCUUAAAGCCGUGCGAUCUACAGCAAAAGCCUUUAUUGUGGCGCAGAAUACAGCUGUUAUGGAAUUGAUGAAAUGGGCAUCUGGUGAUGAGAAUGAAGCAAUAAAAAAUACGUUCAUUUAUAUAGCAGAACUGAAUUCUUUGUGGACUGAAGUGCAGAAGGAAUUUUCAGAAAAUCUGAAGGAGUUUAGCCAUCAGUUUGAAAUGAUUCUGGAAGGUGAGCAGCAUAUGGAUCAAGUUAGAAAUCGGUUGAGUGUAUGUGAGAAUAAGGAGCAAAAAAUUAGAAAGGAAAUACAGAAAUCAGCAAGAAAGAGCACACCAGAAGAACUACAGCAGCUAGAAGCAAAGUUAGUGCAGGCUAAGCAAUCCAAAGAACUUGCACAAUAUGAAGCAAUGGAGUGCAUGAAAGAGAAAGAAGCAGUCAAGCUUAUUAGAAUAAAAGAAGGCAUGCUGAAGCUGUCAGAAUCAUAUUUAGAAUUGGCUCACAAAUGUCAUGUAAUAUUUGAGGCCCAGCGUGAUGUUGCCUCAGAAAUUCCAGAUGUGCAGGACCAAAAUAUUCAUGAAAUCACAUAUACUGGUAAUGAAGCAGCAAGGCAAUCUGUGACAAGAGCAAAGGAACAAGUGCAGCGAUACCAAAGACGUUCUUAUCAUUUACUGCCUCGUGCUCCACCAUUGAUGGAUGAUUGUGGUCCACCUCCUCCAUACUCACCAGUCCUUUCACAGGAAGUACACAGGCAUUCACAUGGUUCAGACCGUACUAACCUGCAUCAUAGAUCACAUACUGGUGGUUAUCCAGACAGAAGACUGACUGAUCAACGGUAUUCUGUUGGUUCAUUGAGUGGUACAGAUGUGCGAUGGAACCAGAACUAUGAAGAGGAGUUGGCUGGAGCUGUCAGCAGAUUCAGAAUUGGAGAAUGAUCUCUUAAAACUUUUUAAUGUGUUAUCUUGUAAAUGGCUUGUAUUUUAUAACAUAAGCCUCCAUUAAGUGACAGAAGAAGGGAAUUUUCUACUGUGUGUGUAAGACGUAUUGGAAAACUCAAAAUAAAGUUUCAGAAGAGUGGCUUUUGUGAUUAUAGGCUCAGUAUACUGGUAUACUAAAUGUUAUAUGCACAAAUUGCCCACUAUGUGUAUUGCUGAGCACAGGGAGGAUCAGUCUCUUCAUGUUGGCAGUGUGUGAGGUGGUUUAAUGGUUUGCUAAUUCCCUUGAAGCUUUACUACCUUUGUGUUAAAGUGUGAACAGAAUGAAAUUCUGCAGCACAGGUUGGUGAUAUGACAGGCAUGUGUAAAUGUAGUAUGGCACAACUUCUUUUGCACUAUGACAGUGGUAGUGCUAAUCAUACUGAUUAUUCACUUAUAAAAAUGUAUUUGAAAGCUUAGGUUCUUACAGGAGACAGACUGAAUACAAUAUCUUUGUUUACACAUGACAAAUCCAUUUUCUCAAUCAAUAUCUAUCUGUUUUGCCAAAUAUGUGUCACUCCUGUAGAGUAAAGAUAAGACAGAAAUAGUUAUUAAUCAGAUUUUUGAUGUUGGAUAAGGUCCAGUCCAUGUGGCAUUAUAGUAAUAUUGAUUGUAUGCAUAUGUUGCUUGAACAGUGAAUGUAACGUACCACACUUCUAAUUAAAUACCCUGAGAAAAAUUAUCUUUGUUAUCAUUUCAGGAAACAGGCAAUAUUUCUGAGAGAAAUUGACCUUAUGUAAUGCAACAUAAUAUUUUUCUACUUUAUCUAAAAGAAUCAUCAACUUACUAUACAACAGCACUGAUAAUUGUAAUUAGCAUUUUUUGGUGUGAGUUAACAGACCAGUAAUCUCAUAUUAUCAAAUGAGAUGGAGCAGUAGUGAUAUGUUGUACUGUAUUAAUUUGUCAACUGUCAGUAACAUUCUGUGGUCAUUAAUGAGAAGGAAUCGUCCAUUAUUGUCCUGGGCAAAGUGGUGGUUCUUACAGGAGACAGACUGAAUACAAUAUCUUUGUUUACACAUGACAAAUCCAUUUUCUCAAUAAAUAUCUAUCUGUUUUGCCAAAUAUGUGUCACUCCUGUAGAGUAAAGAUAAGACAGAAAUAAUUAUUAAUCAGAUUUUUGAUGUUGGAUAAGGUCCAGUCCAUGUGGCAUUAUAGUAAUAUUGAUUGUAUGCAUAUGUUGCUUGAACAGUGAAUGUAACGUACCACACUUCUAAUUAAAUACCCUGAGAAAAAUUA
Molecule: messenger RNA, 2466 nt
Organism: Schistocerca nitens (vagrant locust)
Lineage: Eukaryota; Metazoa; Arthropoda; Insecta; Orthoptera; Acrididae
Exons: 6
Coding region: 109-1191 (360 amino acids)
Source: RefSeq, a predicted model, not a curated record